Molecule: messenger RNA, 1557 nt
Organism: Rotaria socialis
Lineage: Eukaryota; Metazoa; Rotifera; Eurotatoria; Philodinida; Philodinidae
Source: the annotation of a GenBank genome assembly
AUGAAUUUUUCAAAUAAUACUUAUCAAACACAAUCUAAUCAAAAUUCAACUGCCGAUGAUGAAGGUGGGUUGAUACUUCAUACAUGUAGGGAUGUGACAAUACCACCAAUACCACCAAUGCCAUUUUGUAUUGGUAGUAUUGGUAUUGUUAGGUGUUGGCAUUGGUCGAUAUUGGUAUUGGUUGGUAUUGGUUGGUAUUGGUAUUGGUUGGUAUUGGUAUUGGUGGUUUGCUCGAAUCAUGCAAAUUGCCCUGCAACAACGAUAGAAGAUCAGAAUGAUCAAAAUUUAACAAAUUCCGAAGAGCAAUAUGGACAAGAUUCGGGAGACUGCAUUGGUCAAGUACAAGAUACGGCAGAAAUUCAAAUCUUGAUAGGUCCAAGCAUCAUCCUUACUGGGCAGGAUGCUUUUAUAUCAAAUUGUUCUGAUAAAUUGUUCGAAAAUCUUGAUGAAAAAACGAACGUUCCCACAAGCAGUUUUAAUCAACCUCAAUGUGUUAAAGACCAACCAUCUGAAGAUCGUCGUUUACCUGAGAAUGUAAUCGCGUUGUUUCCUGGUCAAAGUGAACAAGAGAUAAGAACAAAACUCAAAAAUGUUCAAGACGCAAAAGACAAGAUUUGGAAUGAAUUAGAUAAAAAGUUUAAAAAACGUGUGAUGUCACGAGAAACCACUGGACAGAUGUAUAAAGAUGUCACGCAAAGCCUUUAUUGGCAUAGCAUACAGUUUCGUGAACAAGCAAAUGCGGUGUAUAAGGCACAAGUGAUAAUGGAAAAUAUAUUAUAUGGUUUCAUGUUUUGCAAUACGAAAAAUGAGGUAUUGGCAGUUCAAAAUCACCAUGGAACUCGGAGUGCUCUCAAAGGUCAUCCAAAAAUCAAGGAAGAUGGUACAUUGGAAACUCGAUGGGAAACAUGCUUGCGUGAAUUGUUUGAAGAGGUUUCAAUUAGAUAUCAAGGAAGCAAAAUUCACCAGCGAAUCAACAAAGAAAAUAUUUGCCAUCUCCUUCAUUUAAAAAAAGAUAACUAUAUACAAUAUCGUGUUGACAGCAACCCAGAUAUUGGUAAUAAAAUACGCAUCAUAGGUCUUUUCAUUGUUAGUGUUAAUGAAAACGAAGUGAAAUUUAUCUUAAAGGAUACCAAAGAAAAUAAGUGUAGAUUUGAAGCUUUAAAAGAGUAUGAAACUUGUCAUAUACCAAUAGUAGUGCUAACCAUGGUUUCAACAAAUCGAAUAAUCUUAGAUGACUUUCAAUACAUGAAUGAAAGUGCUGCAGAUGGUGAGCUCAAAUGUCCAAUCUGUACACGACCAUUCUCUGAACCUGUUUGUUCACAAUCGUGCCGUCACAUAUAUGGUAAGGCUUGCAUUAAAACAUGGCUCAAUAAGCAAAAUGUAUGCCCAACAUGCCGUUCUACAGCUUCUUUCGCUGGUUUCAAGCCGAUCGAAACUCGUAACUUUCUCAAUAUGCUCAAUAAUCUUCUCGUUCAGUGUAAACAUUGCAAGCAGAUUAAUAUUGAACGAGGCAAUAAAAAGCGUUCACUUAUUGUGAUUACUCGAAAAAUAGCCUAG